AUUUCAGCCCAAAAAUAAACCGUUCAACUCACAAUUUGUGCCCUACUCCACAACACUUCUUUGGCGAAGCAUCAAAGUUCAUCCUCCCCGCGGCGUAUUGACGACAUCAAGCUAUAGCAUCACUGUGAUUUCAAGUUGCCAAUCUCUAUUCUUAGCCUCUCACAGCAUGUUGGUUGUUUGGAUCAGAAGUUGAUCUUAUCAACAUUCAGCUUUCUUUUCUUUUAAUGCUUCUAUGUUUUCAACCAUUACGGCUAUCUGGAAUGUUAUGUUUCUUUCGUUUGGCGGUGCUGUGACAUACAGACCUGUGGAAGACAGUGCUUUUGCUGUAGCACGAUUCUUCCAGCGAGGGGGAACCUUCCAAAAUUAUUAUAUGUACCAUGGUGGGACUAACUUUGGCCGAACCACUGGUGGACCAUUCAUUGCUACAAGUUAUGAUUAUGAUGCUCCAAUUGAUGAGUGUGGACUUCUUAGACAACCUAAGUGGGGCCACCUAAAAGAUGCGCAUAAAGCCAUAAAACUUUGUGAACCAGCAAUGGCUGCCACUGGUCCAACAAUUACUUCCCUUGGUUCAAAUUUGGAGGUAUUCCUAUAAUUCUCUAAUCCUUAACCGGUUUCUUAGGGAACUUUCUCCUCUGUGAUUGACUGUGGUUCUUCAGCAAUCUAAUGCUUCUAUAGUAAAACAAAAAAAUAUUUAAAAAUUGAGACAAAAGUCAAAAAGUCAAAAGUCCUUUCCAAACUAGACUUUUUAGCCCCAGGCUAAAAUAAUCAAAAAAAAUUAAAAAACUAAAAAAUCAACCCAUUUUCCAAACAAAGCCUAAAAAAAUCAAGUAUUUACUAUCUUCCGAAAACACCACAUUAUAAAUAAUAAGUUGAGACAAAGGAGACAUUAGGACAGGUGACGUAAUACCAAUCAAUUACUUGAGAAUGGAUAUUAAUGGCCACAUCUUUAUUAGUUUUAUAAGUUUAAUGUUGAUACAAGCACUAAAACGACUAUAAUAUUUAAAAAUUACAAUUAAAGUUUAUUAGCUUAAUUUCAUCUAUAACUGUUAAAAUAUUUAAAAAUUACAAUUAAAGUUUAUUAGCUUAAUUUCAUCUAUAACUGUUAAAAUAAUAAAUUGGUCUCGUUUGGGAACAUAUUUUUUUAAUAAUUUUUUAACAUUUUAAUUAAAAUAUGAUGUAAAAAAAAACUAAGAUUGUGUUUGGUUAUGUUCUGAAAUCAUGAAUCAGCAGCAUCACUCACAUAUGAUGUUUGGUAGGUGUUUUGUAAUCACCUUUCAAAAACUCUGCAGAGCGCUCUGUCUCAGCAACUGUUUUCAGGAUUUUUUUUUUGAAAAUUUUGCCUGACGGUUGACCGGAAUAGUAUUUUUU
Messenger RNA from Camellia sinensis, 1368 nucleotides. NCBI's taxonomy places the organism in Eukaryota, Viridiplantae, Streptophyta, Magnoliopsida, Ericales, Theaceae. The record is from RefSeq and is a predicted model, not a curated record.